UAUUCCGUUUCGCUAGUUCGGAGGGUGUGCAGCGGUUGUGGGCAAAGGUAGAGGAGGGUGAAAGUCUUGACCAAAAACUAUUCUACUACUACUUCGCUUUCCUCCACCUCCUGUUCCCCGCCCUGCGCCACCCCGCACAACCACAGAGCAAUUCUCCGCUUUGUAAUAGAUUUUGUCUAGUUUUCGUAUAGGUUAUUCCAAUUCUCUAAACCUAGUCUGGUAUCAUUCUCUUAGACAUCUUCACCAUUUUUAUCACCAUCAUCAUCAUCGCCGCCGUCAUCUUUAUCAUCAUCAACCAAAGAAAAGCAACUAUAAUCCUCCCAGAACAUUCGUCCUCAAAAGGUGCUCCAAAUCUACUCCUAAGAUUAUAAUCUUUCCCGUCCGGCCGUGCAGCGAUUUGGUAUUUGGGCAUUUUCGAUGUUCCACAUGGAGUGCUUGUCCACCCGGUCGCCGCAGCUCCUGUGCGAGUCGCUACUUCUGUGUGAGGAGUCGCUUCACGCGCUAUACACGAUCGGCGAUCCUGUACUGCAGAGUGAUCGCGUCCUCGAGCAAAUGUUAUCCCAGGAAGAACUCAUCGCUAUCAAUCCGAAUUACAUGCGAACGACGCAGCUUGGCAAAGUGACGGAACAUAAGCGCAAGGAUCUCGUAUCAGCCAUGGCCGAGGUAUGCGAACAGCACUCGGUCUCACUGCACAUUCUACCGAUGGCAGUAAACUACCUAGACCGCGUCCUCUCCUGCUCACGAGUACAGCAAGACGAGCUAGAACUCAUGGCCAUGGCGUGUCUUUUCAUCGCGGCUAAGCUGAACAACGCAGACUCCAUGGCAGUGGAGAAGCUUAGCCAGCAUUUCUUCUUCACCUCCAGGCAACUGUUGGACAUGGAAUUGUUGGUACUGAGCAAGCUAAAAUGGGAUGUUUACUGUAUAACACCGUUCGACUACGUUGACCUGCUGCUGCCGCGGCUAACCAUGGGCGCACACGACCAGAAGAGAUUCUACGCACUGGUGCAGUCGCUCAUCGAAGUCUGCUGUUUAGAGUACCAUUUCGUAGUAUAUCCACCGUCACUCAUUGCUUCUGGUUGCAUGGUCUCAGCAUUGGCCAUGCUAGGCAUCAAAAAUACAGCUGUGGUGGAGAAGAAGUCCAGCGGUUUGCUGGAACUGCUGGCGUCCACAUUGAAUGUAGAAAAGGAAUUUAUCACCGCCUGUCACGAGCAGAUCAGCGAUUACCACAGCAUCAGCAGCUGCCCGGAGUCACCUUGAAGCGUUGCAAAUGAAAAGCAACGCCGAUCUUCCAAGUUAUGAUGCUCCAAGCCAAGUCGCCAAGCGGGGUACUCUUGUGCUCAGCCUGGCCAGCCAAUGUGAACUUGCUGCAGAAGACGCGUGCAGCCAUGUAGAACACACCAUACUGGCUAGCUUCACACAGGCUCAAGUUGCUUGGCGGGCAGCAGUCAGCAAGUCCGACUUGCCCGCCUGCAUCUCUCCGAUUUGUCCCCCACACAACUUUGUCUUGUUUUGCCCUAUAUACCCCUAUUUAACCCCCUACCCCCCCCCCGGCCCCCAUCAAAAUAAUAAAAUAAAAAACUUCAAAAAGAAAUAUUCUAUGACAAAAGACACUCAGCUAUUUGAAGCUCAUCUGUAUAUACAUUGAGCAGCCAGGUACAUUCCGUCAGUGUGACACAGAAUCCCGCAGCCUAUUACCAGAUCCACACCGGUCCUACGCACAGGAUCGACUAGUCGCGCUAGCAAACUUUCCUCACGAUUGCUCCGUUCUCGUCUAUAUUGCACCAGCAGCAGCAGCUGCAGCAGCUGCUGCUGCUGGUCAUCAGCACAUCUCGGUUUUCUUUAGCUUUUACUUUAUUUCUGUUUUAUAGUCGUCUACUUGUAAUAGGUACUGUCUCAGCUGCACAUUGUAUGGCUGCGAGUGUAGAGUUUAGCUUUCGUCAAGACAUCGGUUCAUUCUUCUUUUCAUUAAUUUUCUCAGUGGCGGUGGUGAUAAUUUCAAAAGCAAUGAUGGUUAUAAAAAAUUAAAAUGGUGAUACUACAAAUAUA
Molecule: messenger RNA, 2046 nt
Organism: Sycon ciliatum
Lineage: Eukaryota; Metazoa; Porifera; Calcarea; Leucosolenida; Sycettidae
Product: G1/S-specific cyclin-D3-like
Exons: 5
Coding region: 418-1257 (279 amino acids)
Biological process (GO): regulation of cyclin-dependent protein serine/threonine kinase activity; mitotic cell cycle phase transition
Cellular component (GO): cyclin-dependent protein kinase holoenzyme complex; cytoplasm; nucleus
Molecular function (GO): cyclin-dependent protein serine/threonine kinase regulator activity
Source: RefSeq, a predicted model, not a curated record